Messenger RNA from Lipotes vexillifer (Yangtze River dolphin), 1240 nucleotides. The record is from RefSeq and is a predicted model, not a curated record. NCBI's taxonomy places the organism in Eukaryota, Metazoa, Chordata, Mammalia, Artiodactyla, Lipotidae.
CCUCAGCCCAGCCUGGUCCAGCCCAGUUCCCGGGAGGAUGAAGUUGGUGUAUAAAGAGAAGCAUCCUUUUGAGAAGCGCCGCUCUGAGGGCGAGAAGAUCCGAAAGAAAUACCCUGACUGGGUCCCGGUGAGAGUAGAAAAGCCUCCCAAAGCUUGGAUAGGAGACCUGGACAAAAAGAAAUAUCUGGUGCCUUCUGAUCUUACAGUUGGUCAGUUCUACUUCUUGAUCCAGAAGCGAAUUCAUCUCCGAGCUGAGGAUGCCUUGUUUUUCUUUGUCAACAAUGUCAUUCCACCCACCAGUGCCAGGAUGGGUCAGCUAUUUGGCCUGGCUACCCUCACUUCAGACCACUCUUUGGAAGCUCUGAUAAUGAUCAGAUCCUCAGACAACCACAGCCCCACAGCCAGCAAUGACUGCACCCAUCCCAACCACCAGCAGGCCAGCACCCAGCUGGUCCACAGCCUUGGUCACCAGCAGGCUAACACAAGCUUCAGGACAACAUGGACCACCAUAGCUAGCUGUUCAGGAACUACCCCAAAACACCAGCAAUCCAACACCAUCUCUGAGAUCCCUGGGCCCUGCAACCAGACUCCAAGAUCUAGUUCUGCCAGCCAAUGUGCCAGCACGAGCCUCAGGACCCGGCUUCACCCACUGGUAAGCAGGUACCAGAUCCAGGAUCUUCUGGACCCAACUCUGCCUACCAGUGAGCCAGCACGAGCUCCAGGGACCCCUCAUGACCCUGGCCCACCAACCAGUGACCAGCAGCCUCCACACAAGGCAUGGCUUGGCAACCAACGAAACUGGAGGCCAGCUCCACCUGUCAGACCACCUGCUAUACAGUGCCUGGGAGGCAUGGUGACGUAUACUGAAAGUGACCUUCAGUUUACUCAUAUCAUCUUGACACAAGUUCCACUGGAGUCCAAAGGAUUAGGCAAUGGGCAUGAGUGCAGUACUCCAGCCCUACUCAGGGGUCAGAGCUCACAGCCAGCCUCCUCACAAGAGGUCACUGUGGCUGGCUGCUCCCGGGCAGCUCAGGCUGAAGCUUGCUUGCUGUGUACCUGGCACAUUGAUGUUGAGUGCCUUGGAUUUAAAGGUGAAAAUAAUGCAGGUUCUUCUGAGAGCAGUUCAGGGAGACCUAGGACAGCAAAGCCCACUUACCUACGCCAGAAAGUACUGAGAGCCCAGGCCAGACACAGAGACAACUGGGACACAGGAGAGAGCUUCUCAGGAGGUAAACUUUGA